UAAUACUGUAGUUUAUUAACGCUUCUAGUUACUUUAGUGCUUAUUUAUGAGUUGAAACGUAAACAAUUAAUAUCACAGUCACAUAGUCGUCACUUGAUGCCUCUCUCUCUCUCUCUACCUCUCUACCUUAUUUUACUUGUAAAGAGUCAUCUCUCUUGUUCUUGUUCUUGUUCUUCUUCUAUUGUUGUCGCAGAGAUUAAUCAGAAACUUGUUCAAGCUGGGAACUACAUCAGACUAUAGAAUAUCACAGAAGAAAUGUAUGCAAACCAAUGGCGAUCGAAGAAGAAGGUAGAAUCUGCAGCAGAAACACUCCAAGUUCCUUCUAGAAGAAUCAUCGGAGCACAGGCACGCACGGUUCCUCCAGGAAAUGGAAUUAGACCCGAGAGAGCUCGAAAAAGUCUAAACGAGAAGCUAGAAACUGUAGCCAUAAACUCUCCCAAGAAAGAUCCAAGUGUGACUCUUUAUGGUGAAAAAGGUGUAGCAGAUGAGAUUUUCCUGGAACAUGAAGAAAUGGGUCUUGAAAUCGGGUUGGGGAAUGGAGUUUCAUCUCCUUUUUGUGGUGUAUCGGAUAAGCUUCUGCAGCGAAUCGAGCUUCUUGGAAGAGAUCAUGAGGCAAAGAGACUCGAUAACAACAAUUUCAGGUCAAGUGAAACCAAGAAAGAGAGACAAGAAGGAUCUGCAGAUGAUGCAUUAAAUGAGAUGAAGAGUAAGAUUCUAACUCUAGCCACAGAAAACUCUCAGCUUAAGAAGUCUCUUGCGGCGAAAGAAGAUCUCGCGGUGAGUCUACAAGAGCGUAAAUUUCAGGUGGAAUCAGAAUUCGAAGCGUUGAUGAAUAGGUUAGAUUCGACAGAGAAAGAAAACGCGUUCUUGAGGUACGAGUAUACUGUUCUUGAGAAGGAUCUUGAGGUAAAAACAGAGGAAACAGAGUAUACUCGCAAGUCUAUGGAGUUGACCCAUAAACAGCAACUCAGGAACGUGAACAAGAUUGUGGAGCUUGAAGCUGAGUGCCAAAGGCUAAGACUUCUGUUUCGGAAGAAGUUCCCGGAGAAGUCUAUAUCGAUGAGGAAUGAAGGUGAAGAAAGGAAGAUGGAGAUGAAAAGAAGAAACGCUAAUAAGAGCGAUAUGAUGAUGAGAGACGAAGUUCAGAGCCGGAAGCUUAAGUAUGAUCUUCUGAUGGAGCAGAUUGGGAAUGUUAGGGCAGAGAACAAGAACCUGAUGGACAUAAUUAUGAGGAAAAACAUGGAGAUCAAAGAUCUUAGCCGAGGGCAGAAACCGUUGGAGGCUUCAAGCUUCGACAUUAGAAGUGAAAAUAGCGUGAUUAGCCCUUCUGGUUCGAAGGAGAUGAAGUUCCUGAUGGAUGAUUUUAAUGAGAUGGAGAAGUUAGCCAUUGUUUGUACUGAGAAAGAUCCAAGAGAGGAUGAUGAAAAGGAAGGGUCUUUCGACUGGAUUCAAGUUGUUUUGAGCGCUAUAUCGAAGCAAGAGAGGAUAUCGAAACGAGGUGUUAAAGAACUGUUACAGGACCUCAAGAUCGCUUUAGGAUGUAUGGAUGAUGAUGCAGAGACCAAAAAAUCCGAAGGAGGUCCUCUCUGCAUCACAUGGAACUCUCCAAUGACAAAGGAUGAGAUCAAGAGACAUUUGGGUCUAACGACAGCUGAAAAGGUUGAGAAAAUUGAGUGUGAUGAGAGGCAAGAACUGAGAGACAAGCUUGAGGAAUCAGAGGAGAAGGUCAGAAACUUAGAGGUAGAGAUCAAAGCGUUGAGAGAGAGUAAGGAAACGGUAGAGGCCGAGGCUGAAACGGAAAAAUCGAUGAAGGAAGAUCUUGAAACAAAGCUGAACGUAACCGAAGCUAAGCUCAACGAGACACAGAAGAAGUUGUCUUCUCUUGAAGUAGAACUUGAUUACAGAAAGAGUUGUUGUGAAGAACUUGAAGGAACUUGCAUCGAGCUUCAGCUUCAGUUAGAAAGUGUUGAAACGAAGAAACCGACGCAGAGAAACAAAAACGGAUGUGAUAUAGCAGCAGCUUCUGUGAAAUUAUCAGAGUGUCAAGAAACGAUUACAAAUCUACGGAGGCAAAUAAGAGCGUUAUCUACAACAGCAACCAGCAGCAAAGUGAAGUUUUUACACAGAAGAUCUUCUCUCCGAGACAAUAUAGAAGACUCAACAGCUAAAGAUUCAUCCUACAAAGCAGAUGAUGAUAACAACAGAGAUACUCAUGGUGGUAAUGAUAAUGAUAAAAACUACAAUGCCUUGAUCGUAUACGAGCCAGUGAAAGCAAAAGGUGAGAAAAUGGAGAUGGUUACAAGAAAGAAGCAAGGAUUAGGGCUCUUGAAGAAACUGUUGUUCAGGAGGAAAAGAGUGAGCAGCAAGAAAUGUCUUGCCUUGACAAUGUGAUAAAAGGGUUUUUGUAUCUAUCAGGUCUUUUGUUUGUGUGUGUGGUAUGUAAUGGGGUGAAUAGUGAGGUGAUUGUGGGUAUGUUUGUUUGUCUCUCUGAGAUGUGAUGAGUAUAAUUAGACUCUUUUCUGAUUUAAUAUAAUAAAACAGGUUGUGUUCAAUCCACGUAACUCGCUGAGUUUGAGGUCAUAUUCAGUUGAACUAACUUGUUAAUCAGUUUUUGAAGUUAAUGUCUUUUA
Messenger RNA from Thlaspi arvense, 2630 nucleotides. The record is from the annotation of a GenBank genome assembly. Lineage: Eukaryota; Viridiplantae; Streptophyta; Magnoliopsida; Brassicales; Brassicaceae.